Messenger RNA from Nerophis lumbriciformis (worm pipefish), 1332 nucleotides. RefSeq names its product high mobility group protein B2-like. Lineage: Eukaryota; Metazoa; Chordata; Actinopteri; Syngnathiformes; Syngnathidae. Gene Ontology annotation, biological process: regulation of transcription by RNA polymerase II. The record is from RefSeq and is a predicted model, not a curated record.
GGCGUCGUCUGGGGGCGGUACUGGUCUUCAGCUCGACCCAGUUUGAAAGUGAACCGACGGUCCAGUCUCCGCUACAGCCACCAGACAUCAACAAUAAACAGCGAGUGUUUAAAAAGCCGAAGCCCGGUCCCAAGUGUUCUUUCCGCCUGUCGCCGGCACCCCUGACGAGCCGCCACUAUGAUGCGAAAAGAUGUGAACAAGCCCAAGGGGAAGACGUCGGCAUAUGCCUUCUUCGUACAGACGUGUCGAGAGGAGCACCGCAAGAAGAACCCAGAGCAGUCGGUCAACUUUGCAGAGUUCUCCAAGAAGUGUUCAGAGCGAUGGAAGGGUCUGUCUCCCAGUGACAAGAAGUGUUUCGAAGACAUGGCCAAGGCCGACAAGGUGCGCUACAACCGGGAGAUGAGUGACUAUGUCCCGCCCAAAGGCUUCGGAAAGAGAGGUCGCAAGAGGAAAGACCCCAACGCACCCAAACGGCCACCGUCUGCGUUCUUCGUCUUCUGCGGCGAGUACCGUCCCAGCAUCAAGCAGCAAUACCCGGGUCUGUCCAUAGGAGACUGCGCCAAAAAACUGGGAGAGAUGUGGAGUAAGCUAACGCAGUCUGACAAGACACCAUACGAAGAGAAGGCGCAAAAACUCCGUGAGAAAUACGACCGGGAUAUGGUGGCGUAUCGGGGUGGCGGCUCGUAUGCCAGGAACCCUGGUUCAUCCGCUCAGGGUGGCGAGGAAGAAGAGGAGGAUGAAGGUGAGGACGACGACGAAGAGGAUGACGAUGACGAGUAGGGACACAGACGUGUGUGUGUGUGUGUGUGUGGGGAGUGAGGUCAAAUUUCAGAUCUUUCACACAACUUUUUUUUAAAGAGAAAAUACGUCUUCAAGCUGCUGAUUGGCUUAUAAAGUGGCAGGGGCGGAGCUUCACAGGAGGCGUGGUUACAGAUAAACAUACACACAAUCAGAGGCACUUGUGUUGUCCCCCUCAAUGGACUGACACUGUCGUCCUAAUUGUCCUCGUUUGUGUUUUUAAUUUUUUACUUAAGCUUCCUGUGUCGUGCGUAGAGGUCAAAGGUCACAGAUCAGCUUGACCAUGUGACGUAAAGAAACACACACUGUGGAUAAAUGACUGAUUGUGUGAGAUGAGGUCAUUGGAUGUUACAAGUGUCGGAGGAGGAUGACAUCCUCUGUUGCCAUGGUUACGCCCACCAGCCCCUCCCCAGCCAUGCUUACGUGUGUUACCAUGGAGACCGUGGACUCUUCAUUGUCAUGUUUUUAUUUUUAUGUUUUGUUCACAGUCAAUGUAGAAACGACUUUUAUAAUAAAACAAAUGAGGAAAACGUA